AAUGUGCGGGAAAUACAAAUACUAGUUCCAAUCUCUCUCUCUCUUCACAAGAACAACACAGUUCAGUUCACCAGAGAGAGAGAGAGAGAGAGAGAAAUGGAGGAGGAGAAAGUGAAAGAGAAAGAGCAAGAGAGGAACGCGGUGGAACAACGCUACACACAGUGGAAAUCUCUCGUUCCCGUUCUCUACGACUGGCUCGCUAACCACAACCUCGUCUGGCCUUCACUCUCAUGCCGAUGGGGUCCUCAACUCGAACACGCUACCUACAAGAACCGCCACCGUCUCUAUCUCUCUGAACAGACUGACGGCACUGUUCCCAACACUCUCGUCAUCGCUAAUUGCGAGGUUGUUAAACCUAGGGUUGCUGCUGCUGAACACAUUUCACAGUUCAAUGAAGAAGCUCGCUCUCCCUUUGUCAAGAAGUUCAAAACUAUUCUGCAUCCUGGUGAGGUGAACAGAAUCAGGGAACUCCCGCAAGAUGGUAAGAUAGUAGCCACACACACAGAUAGUCCCAAUGUACUGAUUUGGGAUGUUGAAUCUCAACCUAAUCGUCAGGCUGUUCUAGGGGCUCCCACUUCCCGCCCUGACCUGGUAUUGACUGGGCAUAAGGAUGAUGCUGAAUUUGCACUGGAUAUGUGUCCUACUGAGCCCUUUGUUCUUUCCGGAGGGAAGGACAAGUGUGUGGUCCUAUGGAGUAUUCAUGAUCAUAUUUCAACUUUAGGGGUAGAAGCAGGAUCCACCACUCCUAAACAGGGAUCGGGAUCUAAAGUUACGGGCAAUAGUGAGAAAACUACAGAAAGCCCUUCAGUUGCUCCUCGGGGCAUCUACAAGGGUCAUACAGACACUGUUGAGGAUGUGCAAUUUUGCCCAUCAAGUGCACCGGAGUUCUGUAGUGUUGGUGAUGAUUCUCGUCUCAUACUCUGGGAUGCACGAGUUGGAUCAACUCCAGUUGCCAAGGUUGAGAAGGCGCAUGAUGGAGAUCUUCAUUGUGUUGAUUGGAAUCCUCAUGAUAUAAAUUUUAUUCUGACUGGUUCUGCUGAUAAUACGGUUCACAUGUUUGAUCGCCGGAAAUUUAACAAUCGCGGACUUGGGUCUCCUGUUCAUAAAUUUAAAGGUCAUGAUGCUGCAGUCCUCUGUGUACAGUGGUGUCCUGACAAAUCAUCUGUAUUUGGAAGUGCUGCUGAAGAUGGCAUUUUGAACAUCUGGGACUAUGAGAAGGUGGAUACAACAGGUUCGGCGGCUGAUCCAAAAGGAUCAGAUAACCCCCCUGGUUUAUUCUUUCGACAUGCUGGGCAUAGGGACAAGAUUGUUGACUUCCAUUGGAAUGCUUCUGAGCCAUGGACGAUUGUUAGUGUCUCUGAUGAUUGUGGAAGUACUGGUGGAGGUGGCACCCUACAGAUAUGGCGGAUGAUUGAUCUGAUUUAUCGACCUGAGGAGGAGGUGCUGGAUGAACUUGAUAAGCUCCAAUCUCAAAUUACUGGAAGUAAUUGAUGACAUGUUUGAAAAAAAUUUGUCUUUCGGCCAAUGCGGGAUACAGUGUAGAAUGUUAAUAGAUCCUUUUAUUUUUAAGGGGGGAAAAAUCAGUGUUAAAAAAGUAAAAGAUGACUCCAUGGUUCAGUAGAGAAAAACUCGAAAUAUUUGGAUUUCCUGCUUAUUCUUUCUUUGAUA
Messenger RNA from Lotus japonicus, 1668 nucleotides. RefSeq names its product WD-40 repeat-containing protein MSI4-like. Gene Ontology annotation, biological process: regulation of gene expression. The annotation marks the transcript as partial. Lineage: Eukaryota; Viridiplantae; Streptophyta; Magnoliopsida; Fabales; Fabaceae. Gene Ontology annotation, molecular function: histone binding. The record is from RefSeq and is a predicted model, not a curated record. Gene Ontology annotation, cellular component: nucleus. The transcript is spliced from 13 exons.